AUGACUCAAACACUAGUGAAGUGGGAAGUGUACCCGGAAGUACAAAUAUUGGAGGAAAUAAUUCGGGAGGUGUUCCAGGCGACAAGUCCAACGAGCAGCGGUAUACCACCAAAUAUUUUAGGAGGUCCAGGCGGAAUACCAGUUAAAGAUAUGCCAAAUAUGCAGAGCAGCGGUAUACCACCAAACAAUUUAGGAGGUCCAGGCGGAAUACCAGUUAACGAUAUGCCAAAUAUGCCGAGCAAUGGUGGAUUUACUUUGAAUACUUUGAGUGGGCCCUGGACCUUGGGAGAUGAACUAAACGGAAACAUUUCAACUGAUCCACAGUUUAAUAAUUUGGGAGAUGGGCAAUGUGGUCCAUGUCCGAAUGGGCAAUGCGGACCAUGUCCGAAUGGACAAUGUGUUACCAACAUACCACUGUUACCACUAAACGUAACACCAAGUAUCCCUGUGGCUGGGGUAACAGAUCCAACAUCGGGUGGUGAAGGUGGUACUCCAAAUCCAACCGAGAUACCCCUCGGAAAUCCUGCUGGUCCUCCAAACAACGUGAACCGUCCUUGUCGCCGUUACGACUUACAAUGCGUCCGCUAUUUCUUCAAGGAUCAUUCCCACUGCAAGAAGCCAUUGGGCAAAGUACCCGAACCUUACUUGCAUCCCCUUUCCAACACGUUCUUCCCAGUAUUCAACACUACGCUAACUACUGUGAACGGUUACUAUACUGGAUUCAAUAGGGGAAGGGUACAGGACCUCUAUGUUAACAGACAAACAGACAAGGUUGUCGUCACUAUAGAGUUCACCAACUUGACGAUGAGAUCGAGAGACUCAUUCCUGAGGUACCACAGAAGGGCCAGGGAACCUAUCAUCACCUACGGUUAUACCGUUGUAGAAUACCCGUCCAUUCUCCUGACCGUGACAAUACCCCAAGUGAACGACCUUCUGUUUGAAAAGUCGGACAACUUCGCCUACGCUAACGCAAUACCGAAUGUCGAUAUGGACCCUAGAUUGGGAGAAAGCUCAGAUCCAGUGGUGCCGAAUACUUUUGCCUUCAUGCGGGCAAAUUUGGCAACUUUCGCCACCGAAGCUCUUCUCACACAGUCUCAGUUCUUUUCAACGGUCUUCAUACAAAAAGUUAUUUGCGAUUUUGGCUUAAAGGUUGCUUUGGCUUGAUAUU
Cydia strobilella is the source of this 1168-nucleotide messenger RNA. RefSeq names its product fibrohexamerin-like. Bases 1 to 1164 code for a protein of 387 amino acids. The record is from RefSeq and is a predicted model, not a curated record. The transcript is spliced from 8 exons. Gene Ontology annotation, cellular component: extracellular region. NCBI's taxonomy places the organism in Eukaryota, Metazoa, Arthropoda, Insecta, Lepidoptera, Tortricidae. Gene Ontology annotation, molecular function: structural molecule activity.